Messenger RNA from Closterium sp. Naga37s-1, 1404 nucleotides. The record is from the annotation of a GenBank genome assembly. NCBI's taxonomy places the organism in Eukaryota, Viridiplantae, Streptophyta, Zygnematophyceae, Desmidiales, Closteriaceae.
AUGGCUUAUAUCUGGACGCACACGCCCUCUCUGCAGCGCUCCCUUCGCCGCUCCAACUCGUGUGGUGAGCUCGCUUCAGGGCACCAUGAACAUUUGGGAGUAGGGCGAAGCGAGGGGGAGCGGAGGGAGGGGGUCGAGGGGGGGAUGGAGGUGGGAGAACAGGGUAAUGGGGGUGUGGGAGGGUGGGGGAAGGGGAGUGGGAGUGGGGGAGGGUGGGGGAAGGGGAGUGGGAGUGGGGGAGGGUGGGGGAAGGGGAGUGGGAGUGGGGGAGGAUGGGGGACAGGGAGUUGGGGAGGCAAGAGGGAGGUGGCGGAGGCUGCAGUAGCUGUGGCGGGCGGAGGGAGGGGGUGGGGUAGGAAGGGCGGGAUGUGGGGAGGGUUUUUCUCUGGGCAGCUGGGGCAGACGCAGGGUGGGUUUUGGGGUGGAGAUGAGCAGCAGCAGAGGCGGGGGGGAGGGGAGGAGGAGGACAGUGAUGACAGCGACGAUUUCCUGCCGCCCGGUUUCUCGGCGCCGCUUGUGUACAGUGCGUAUGAGGUAAAAACGCCUUAUCUGCCCGAGCCUCUGGAGGCUGCCGAGGCUCGGGAGGCUCAGGAGGCUCUGGAGGAUCGGGAGCAUGGCCCUGUGCAGGCUUCUUGUGUGCGGCCGCCUCCCGCUGACAUGCAGCGGCGCCUCGUGUCCAUCUCCGACCCCCGCGACCUGCCCUUCAGAGUGCCUGUCGCAGCCUCGGUUACAACCCUCCCGUCCUUUGCAGAAUACCGGGCGAAACUGGCCCUGGAGAAUGGUGCGGGUGGGGGUGUUGGCAGGGGUGGUGGUGUUGGUGCGAGUGGGGAAAAAGGGGAGAGGAUGGGGGAGGGUGUUGAGGGGGUGGAGCGGGUGGUUGGGAGGAAGAGGGGCAAAGGUCGUGGAAUGAGGAGGGAAGCGAGGGGUGAGUGCGAAAAACGGAAUGUGGGAAGGGGGGAUAAGGGGAAUGUGGAGAAGCAAAAGGGGGAUAAGGAGAAGGGGGGCAUGGAGAAUGGGGACAAUGGGAAGGGAGAUUUGAAAAAGCGGGAUAAGGACAAGGUGGGAGUGAGGAGGAGGCACCUUGUAAGAAGCUUCUUGCUUCCUGAAACUGUAAGCGAGCAUGGAGAGGGGGAGAGUGGUGCAGUGGCGGCAUCUGCUUAUGACGCGUCUAGGGAACAAGCAGAAGGGGCGAGCAGUGGAGAGGAGAGAGGGAAUAAGUUGAUUGCAGUGGAGGAAGGAGAGGGGGAGAGCGGUGGAGUGGAGGCAUGUGUUUAUGAGGCGCCUCGGGAACAGGCAGAGGGGGCGAGCAGUGGAGAGGAGGAAGAAGGUACGACUAAUGGCCUGCAGGGCUGCAGUGGGCGAUCUGACUGCAUGGGGGACAAAGCUGUUACCGAGACCCUCUAG